Messenger RNA from Pisolithus orientalis, 769 nucleotides. RefSeq lists its product as uncharacterized. The record is from RefSeq and is a predicted model, not a curated record. Lineage: Eukaryota; Fungi; Basidiomycota; Agaricomycetes; Boletales; Pisolithaceae. The coding region runs from base 282 to 731 and encodes 149 amino acids. The transcript is spliced from 2 exons.
AGACCACGCGGGGAUUAUGAGUAAAAAUCGUUGACCUGCCAGACUGAAAAAUCCUGCCAAGUGAAAGGGGCAAGAAAGAUCCGUACCAGUGUGUUUUCCUACCGACUGUCGCACAAGGAGACCACUCUUCAAGAGGGAAUAUAUUCGCUCGUUUAUUGGAAACGUGCAGUUCUACGGCAGGUAUAAGUGGACGCGCCAGAGUAGGGCCAAUACCACCCAACCAAGCCUCCAAUCCUUCCGGCCCUCAGUGCUCAACAAUCGCAACAAACAAGUGAUCUAGGAUGUCAAUUUCCUCAUAUACUGCAGCCAAAGCCUCCUCUGGUGGUACACAUUCGACUACCAAGCUGCCAGCAGCGCAGGCACAGUACAGCAAAACCGAGGAGUCUGCCUUCGAGGGCCUGCGUAACAUUGUUCACCAGUUGACCAAUCGCCAGCCUGCGACGCCAUAUGAGACUUUGUUAGAAGCGGCUCGGCUGAUGAAGGCUCUCCCCGCUGAGAAUGCAAAGAUGAGGCAACAACUGAGCAAUAUGGGAGGAGCUCCUGGUGGUUUGACGGCGAAGAGCGGCAGAUCUGCUACCGGUACGCACUAUACAAAACCCAAAUUUUCUGAUGCAGAGAGGGGCGCGUAUUCUCAACGUUUAUCAGGUCAAGCCCAGCAUGGCCCCGGUUUCUCGAAGGCUAUGACCGCUGCGCACCAGCCUAACAAGGCUGGGGCGUCGCCUUACUAUUAGUAGAUUUGUCCCUGAUAUUGUCUGAGUGUCUCACUCGC